Messenger RNA from Ruditapes philippinarum (Manila clam), 3936 nucleotides. RefSeq lists its product as uncharacterized. Bases 1 to 3936 code for a protein of 1311 amino acids. Gene Ontology annotation, biological process: G protein-coupled receptor signaling pathway; DNA integration. The record is from RefSeq and is a predicted model, not a curated record. Gene Ontology annotation, cellular component: membrane. The transcript has 4 exons. Gene Ontology annotation, molecular function: nucleic acid binding; G protein-coupled receptor activity. Lineage: Eukaryota; Metazoa; Mollusca; Bivalvia; Venerida; Veneridae.
AUGGUUGCGGACAUCGAAAAGGCGUUUCUUCAAGUUGGUCUGCAAGACUCAGAACGCGAUGUAACCAGAUUCUUUUGGAUUAAAGACACAAAAAGACUAUCACUGUUUCCAAACAACAUCGAAAUUUAUCGUUUCUGUAGAGUACCGUUUUGGAUUAUUUCAAGGCCUUUUCUUCUGAGUGCAACGAUUGAGGCUCAUUUGAAUGCUUAUGACACUAAACUAUCAGAACAGCUGAAUCAUGACAUUUAUGUUGACAAUAUUAUAACCGGAGCAUCCAGCGAUGAACAAGCUGUAGACUUGUAUAAAGAAGCAAAAAGCAUGUUUAAAGACGCCUCGAUGAAUCUUCGGGAGUGGAGUUCAAGUAGUGAAAAAGUAAACAGUCUUAUUCCAGAGGUUGACAGAUCCACUGAAACUGAAACUAAGGUUCUAGGACAUGUUUGGGACAUAAAAUCAGAUAUUCUGUCAGUAAAAUCUGUAUGUUCGAAUAUAAACCGUUCAUUAGUGACAAAACGAAUCGUACUGAAAGGAAUAGCAUCAAUAUUUGACCCCAUGGCUCUUGUGUCACCAGUCAUUCUUCAUGGAAAAAUGUUGCUUCAAGAAAUGUUGGAAAGUGGUUUCGACUGGGAUACAAAGAUAACAGACGAACAUGUGCUCGAUAAGUGGUCAUUUAUCAGCGAUCAACUUAGGUUGAUAUCUGACAUCAAAAUACGCCGGAGUAUCGUUUCUCAAGACAAAUAUGUAAAAUACAAUUUACUUUGUUUUUGUGACGCUUCGUCAAAGGCUUAUGCCACUGCAAUCUAUCUACAGCAAGAAAAUGUAACUGAUGUGAAAUCAAACUUGAUCUUUGCCAAAACACGUCUUGCUCCAGUCAAGAAAAUGACUAUUCCAAGACUAGAGCUAAUGGCAGUGCUAAUAGGUGUUAGGUGUUUGAAAUUUGUGAAGACACAGUUAAUGAUAGAAAUAUCUCACGAAUACCUUUGGACCGACUCUCAGGUAGCAUUAGACUGGAUUAAUAGUAAAAAGCAACUUCCCGUAUUUGUGAAAAAUAGAGUUAAAGAAAUCAAAAGCAAUAAUUGUGUGAUUUUUGCUCAUGUAGACACAAAAGAUAAUCCAGCUGACGUUGCAACUCGAGGUUCGUCGGUGAGUGAUUUAAAGGAUAAUUCUUUUUGGUGGAACGGUCCCACUUGGUGUUGUGAAAGUCCACGAAACUGGAAUACAAAUCACGACAAUAUUAUUGACAUGGAAUUAAAGCAAGAAAAAGAUGAAAAAGAACUAUGUGUUUCAUUGCAUGUCGAAGAAAAUGAAAGCAAAACAAAACAUGAUAUUGUACCACCUUGUGGAAUUGACAUUCAAAGAUAUUCAACGUUGACAAAAUUGUUGCGUGUUACAGCUCUUGUGUUAAAGUUCAUUAGGAAACUCAAAAAUGUAAAAGAUGAUGCAAAAUAUCUAACUUGUGACGACUUACGACAAGCUGAAAAUUUGUGGAUAGUUUAUGUUCAAAGGAACAUUUAUAAUAAGGACUAUAAGAAUAUUCAAAAGAAAAAGCCGUCCGGACUACAAAGACAACUUGGACUGGUUAUCGACAACAAUGGAUUAUUGCGUUGUACUGGGCGUUUAGGGAACUCUUGCUUAUCAGAAGGAGCAAGACAACCUAUUCUUCUACCUCACAAAGAAAAGUUUACUGAACUAGUGAUUCAAAGGGCACAUAAAGAGUGUAUGCAUUAUGGAAUAUCACAUACGCUAUCCAGAACAAGACAAACAUAUUGGAUAACUCGCGGUCGUUCAGCGGUCAAAGCAGCAUUAAAUAAGUGUAAUGUGUGUCGCCGCUACGAUGGAGGCCCAUACAAAAUGCCUGUUAUGGCCCCACUUCCCAGUUCAAGAGUACAAAAGUCAAGUGCAUUUUCACGAACUGGAUUAGAUUAUCUUGGACCUUUGAACAUUAAAACAUCAAAUGGUAAUAGAAAAGUCUGGAUAUGUUUAUUUUCGUGUAUGACAACACGUGCUAUUCAUUUGGAAGUGAUUCAGGAUUUAAGUACAGAAGAAUUCCUGAUGUGCUUGCAACGAUUCAUUUCACAAAGAAACACUCCUAUCGAGAUUGUUUCUGAUAACGCUGCUCAGUUUAAACUUGCAAGUAAAGUCAUAAAUCAUAUAUGGAAAAACGUAGUGCAAAGUAAUGAAGUAAUGUCAUACGUAGCUUCGAAGGGCAUUCGUUGGAAUUUCAUUGUCGAGUUAGCUCCCUGGAUGGGGGGAUUCUAUGAACGGUUAGUUGGGGUAGUUAAAAGUGCACUAAGAAAAUCAUUAGGACGAAAACUUCUUACAAUGAUUCAACUUCAAACACUUAUCAAGGAAGUGGAAACCGUUGUCAAUUCGAGACCCUUAGUUUACGAAGAAAAUGAUUUAUCUUCUAACAUCACUUUGACACCUGGGCAUUUUUUAACAUUAAAUCCAAACACCGGUGUACCAGACUUAGAAGACGACGAUGGUGAUGAAAACUAUUUACCUGUCGAAAGUUCAACUGAAAAACUGUUAAAGAUUUGGAAAAAAGGACAAAGAUUACUGAAUGAGUUCUGGAAAAUUUGGCGUGAUCAGUACCUUGUGAGUUUAAGAGAGCGCCUUCAGACUCAAUUAAAAUCAGGACGGAUUACUGCCAAAACAAUACCGAGUGUGGGUGAUGUUGUGCAAAUAAAGGAAAACUUACCUAGAGGAAGUUGGAAAAUUGGUCGCAUUGUUGAGUUAGUGACUAGUAAUGAUGGAGAAAUUCGAUCUGCUAAAGUACAGCUACCUUCGAAGAGACUGAUAGGCAGACCUUUGAACUUACUUUAUCUUCUUGAAUGUGAUAAAAAUCUCACAUUUAUUGAUGACAAAGGGGAUACGAACAGUCUUCCAACUGAACUUUAUGGAAUACGGGAGUCGUAUCCAUGGCGAUUCGGAGAACCACUUUGUAUUUUCAAAUCUUUUGUGGCGGAAAUGACAUCAUACGCAUCGAUUCUCACAAUCACAGCUUUCACCGUUGAACGAUACGUGGCAAUAUGUCACCCAUUAAAAGCGCAGACCUUAUCAAAUUUGUCACGUGCUGUUAAAAUGGUGAUUUCAAUUUGGAUUUUAUCGUGCCUAUUUGCUUUGCCUUAUCCGAUUCAUACGCGGGUUUUCCCGUAUGUGUCAUACAAUGGGACUGGUAUAGAAGACUCUUUACAAUGUAACAUCCCCUUUGAAUGGCAGAGGGGGAUGACGUAUGCUUUCCAGAUAUCUACAUUUGUUUUCUUUGUAUUUCCAAUGGGGCUCAUAACUGUAAUGUACGGUUUGAUUGGUAAUAAAUUGCGCUCUUCGCAACUGGAAACAAAGCACAAGUCAACGACGAUGGCGAGGAAAGCAGUCGUUAGAAUGUUAUUUGCCGUUGUCGUUGCCUUUUUCGUGCAGUGGGCACCUUUCCAUGCACAGCGUCUCAUCACCUUAUAUUUUCCGGUUGACAUGUGGACUCCAACUUUAAUCAAAUUCCAAUCAGAUUUGUUCUCCGUAUCUGGUAUAAAAAACUGCUGGAGCUUAAUGGAAAGUCAAAGUCAAUUUACUGUUCCGAUAAAACGGCUGUCAAUUCUAUUAGAAAAAAAUGCGAACAACAUUACAAAGUUGUCAUUUAUGGAUUUGAACGGAACUGAGAACGUCAAUGGAUUGCUAAAUACGGAUAAAUUACGUGAUAUCACUUUCAUGAAUGGGAGACGACCACACACAUGUCCUUGUUAUCAGUCCCAUUCUUCUGGACGUUUGAACGAGCUCUACAGUGACACAGAUCGUAUUCACGUCGACCAUUGUCAAGGGUUCGGACCUAGAGCGGCGGGACUUAUAUACCAGAAUUCCACAAACAGUAGUCUUGUUAGUUUUUGUGAACUUGAAUCAGAUUCCAUUGUUGAAAUGAAGUCUUUAUCGACUUGUAGUAGCUGA